Messenger RNA from Myotis daubentonii (Daubenton's bat), 231 nucleotides. RefSeq names its product defensin beta 136 (gene DEFB136). Gene Ontology annotation, molecular function: lipopolysaccharide binding. The record is from RefSeq and is a predicted model, not a curated record. Gene Ontology annotation, biological process: antibacterial innate immune response; antifungal innate immune response. NCBI's taxonomy places the organism in Eukaryota, Metazoa, Chordata, Mammalia, Chiroptera, Vespertilionidae.
AUGAGGCUCCAUCUCUCUGGGUUGCUCUUCCUCCUGGUGAUCUCAUUGCCUUCAGGGAAUGGUUUGAUUGGAAAUAAUGGAGUAGAAGUUCGUUCCUGCACGGUCGUUGGUGGCAAAUGUUUCUUUGGCUGUAAACCAGGAUGGAAAUGGAUGACGUAUUGUUUCAGCGUAUUUUCUUGUUGCAAAGAACUGAAUCUAAAUCUCAAACCCCCCCAGGCCUUUGAGAACUGA